Monopterus albus (swamp eel) is the source of this 1281-nucleotide messenger RNA. RefSeq names its product rab7a interacting mon1-ccz1 complex subunit 1 (gene rimoc1). The transcript has 6 exons. NCBI's taxonomy places the organism in Eukaryota, Metazoa, Chordata, Actinopteri, Synbranchiformes, Synbranchidae. The record is from RefSeq and is a predicted model, not a curated record. Gene Ontology annotation, biological process: mitophagy. The coding region runs from base 214 to 1047 and encodes 277 amino acids.
CAAUUUAACCGUUUCACUACCACGCUAUUAUAAAAUCGUUACUCGGCGCGCAUUAAGAUGCUCUAAUGUUAUUACAGCACCUAAGGGUGAAAGAAAUGAUACAUAAAUAAUGGUAUUAUUUGUUUUUAUAGCUGUCCCAGGCACGCGCAAACAGAGAUGACAAGCUAGAGGCACGUGAGUAGUCUCUGGCUCACGUGACGGAUAGUUUUAGUCAUGGCCGACGAGUACAGACGACAAGGGUUUGAGUUGGAGAGAAGGGUAUUUGAGUUAGACAUCAAGUGUUCUAGUCUGAGAUUUGAAAAGCAAGAUGAUGACUAUUUACAGAAUGCGUCCGCCAUACUAGAGAAGUUGAAAAGCUAUUACAGCCAAGGAGGAGAGAGUAGCAACCUUUCCAAACUGCUUCAGGAUUACACACAGGUAAUCCUAGACAUCACCUUUUAUGAAGAGAAUAAAUUGGUGGACCAGGAGUUCCCUGAGGACUGUUCUCCAUUUAAAAUCCAGCAGCUGCUGCAAGACCUGACUGAGCCAGAAGUUUUGGCAGGGAGGAUAGCACCAACACAAGAGGUACAGUCUGUGUUGGGCCUAGAGCUGUUAGAAUGUCUCUAUUGGAGACGUGGAGCUCUGCUGUACAUGUACUGCCACACUCUUCAUCAGCGAAAACAGUGGAUCAAGAAAAAUAAGGACACAUUCCUUAAGUGUAUUCAGGAAGGUGUGCGCUACCUAAUGCGGAUGCUGCAGGUGAGAAACUCUGUGAAGCUCAACGAUGGGGUGGUGCUCCACGAUACUGCUACAGCAAGCAUCCUGUCUGAAGGCAUCUUCUCAGAUACACACCUGUUGACAAUGAUGUAUAUCGGGGAAAUGUGUUUUUGGGCAGUCAAGUAUGAGGACUGCAGCGCUGACACUAUGGAUCACAAAGAAGAUCGCCUCCAGUUUCGGGACAUUGGCACACAGAUCCUCAACAAAUAUGUGCUUGCCUGUGAGGGCCCUCUACAAGGCCAGGGGUGGAACACAGAGAAUGCCAAGGAAAUCCUUAGUAUUUUACAGUGAAUCAAGCUGUUCUUAUGUUGAUGUUGCCCCCUGGCACAGAUAUAAGCUCACUAUUCAAAUUUGUGACAACCCCAAACAAAAAUGGAACCCAUCAGGUGGGCUGUAAUGUUGUGGAAUGUUAAAGGUAGACACAGGGAUAACAUGUAUGUGAAGAAAAGGGUUUUGGAGGAGUAUCUACAAGUAACCUCAUCCAAAGCUAAAAGGCCAAGGCCAAAGUAGGUGAGUGAGAACUUA